AUGAAGUUUGUUGCGAGCCAGUACGUGAGCUCCGAAGAUCCGCUGGAGUACUUGAUAUCGCUUCGCGGUGUCACAUUAAUUCCAGGCGACAUCCUGUAUAUCCCCCCUUGCCAAGUGUUAGUCGAAAAGACGCUUCGUGGCAGUGCCGUGGGGAUACGGGCCGCACCGUCCUUCUUCCACCAGCGCUGCUACGACCUCUGCAAACUAUAUCUGACAGUGCACUCUGGGGACUUCCACGCGAAGGUCAUGGCUGAGGAGUUCCGCAAGUUGACUUUUCCAGAUGGCCCGACACUGGCAGAGGCCAUCGGCGUGUCACAGCCGAAGCUCAAAGAGAGUUUGCCAAGCAAAGCCGUUGCCCAGCCGGACGGCACCAUGGUGGCUUGUCCCAAGAAGCUGCAGACGGAUGAGCCCAUGGAGGACAUCCUCAACAGCUACGUGGAUAUGUGCGAGGAGGAGCGUCAUGCGUUGGUCGAGCUCAUGGACGAAGCCGAGUUGACAUUGCACAUCAACAUGGCGAAGGUCCAUCCCGAGUGCAAGAACUACGAGAAGUACGUCGCGGUCGACCUCCUUGGCAAGCCCUGGGACGAAGACGGGGGCAACAAUCGGAGAAUCGGAGGCGAAGGGAGACGUGUGCACGAAGACGUUUUUGGAUGGUACGAGUUCCUGCAGAAGAAGAACAUUAGGUUUCCUGCGGACUUCACCCGCAGCCUUGACGCAUCCUCGUUGCGGCAAUCGAAGGCAGACUAUCUGAACAGCUUUGUGCACAUGAGUGAGGAGAAGCGACUUGAGUUGCUCCAGGCGAUGGAUGAAUCUGAGUUGGUUUCGGUGCAUAUCAACGCGGCAAAGGCCCAUCCCGAAUGCAAGAGCUAUGAGACCUAUGUCAAAGAGGUUUACGGCGCAGAGGAUGAUUACAUGUUUGGAACACCGGAUGGGGACAUGCUACAAGACGCUCUUGGAUGGUAUCAGUUCCUUCAGGAGAAGAAGCUCGCGUUUCCCGCAGACUUCGAGGACACUGCAGUCCCUUCAACUUCCACACUUCGGCAGGCGGGGGUCUUUGUAGGGGGGCGGGGGGGCUACUUGGAUGAAUACCGAAUAGGGGAUAAUAGGGGCAAGAGCUUUCGCUUCAGACCUGCUCUGUGGUGGGUGGGGAGACAUGAUUUUUUCGAUUCUCAAAGCAUUUACCCGAUAACCCAAUACCAUAGUGAUCCCGAGCUGGUCAUACUCGCAUGCCGCGAGGCUGGAGAAGUGCCGCCAGAGCACAAGUCUGCCGAGGUGUCGAGUCGCAUCACUGUGAUCUUGACCGCUAGUCAUGUCGCGCAGGUCGUCGAAGCAGAACCAGCCGCAGCUGUGCAUGCGGACGUUGUGGACCCGAUUGUGGAGGUGCCGCAAGUGAGCAACCUUACUCAACUAGCCACCACCAAAGUCCCCGCCACACUGCAGGCUGUUGUGGAAGAGCCGGGAGUGCCGGUGCUGGUGCCGGCUGAGCCAGACAAGGACGAUGUCUUUGAACGGCUGUUGUUCCUUACUGCAGUCGCCGGCCAACGUUGCGCAGGUCGAGCCGCAUGA
Symbiodinium necroappetens is the source of this 1566-nucleotide messenger RNA. Lineage: Eukaryota; Dinophyceae; Suessiales; Symbiodiniaceae. The record is from the annotation of a GenBank genome assembly.